Messenger RNA from Fomitopsis serialis, 965 nucleotides. RefSeq lists its product as uncharacterized. The record is from RefSeq and is a predicted model, not a curated record. Bases 131 to 793 code for a protein of 220 amino acids. The transcript has 8 exons. NCBI's taxonomy places the organism in Eukaryota, Fungi, Basidiomycota, Agaricomycetes, Polyporales, Fomitopsidaceae.
GAAGGAAGCGCCCCCUUCUCAAGCUUGUAGUUGUACCUUCCUUGGGUCACGGAUCGCUGCUUUCGCUCUCCUCUCAUUCACAUUCAUAUAACGAACUCUUGCCCCUCAUUGCACUCCUCAGUGACCCGACAUGCCAGCGCGGAUGACAGCGACGAAAGGUACUGCGACAUCCGCGGGUGUCAAGUCGGCUAUGCGUCAGACUGCUCGCCCAUCAGUGUCCAAAGGCAUUGACUUCAACGAGGACCAAGUCGACGAGAUUCUAAACGACGAGGAUGAGCAAGAAGGGGAUGAGAAUGGCAUGUUGGAGAUGCUGAGCAUGUUGCAGGAACUCCAGAAACGCAAGGCGUCCAAGUCCUCGACGCGUUCGGUGGCAUUCCAGACGAAGAAGAGCGCACUCUUCACCGACGUCCGGGCGACCGUCGACACGAUCGUGCGCGAUGGCGCCGCAUAUAUUGACCAGUGCAAGACGCGCCUCGUGGAGCUCAAGGCACAGGAAGUCUCUCAAGAGAAGAAUUUGCAGAGCCUAUCCGCGCUCCGGAAGAACCAAGAAGAUACCGUGCGCAACUUGCUCAAGACGUACCCUACUUUGAUCGAAGACCUCUCCCACCGUCGAUCCGCCCAGAUCAAUGAGGCCAGUGCACUGCUCGAAGGACAUGCCCAGGAACGUCAAGAAUCUCGCAAGAGACUCAUCCAAUUGGCGAAAGCAAGGGCAGAUGAGAUACUCGAGAGGCAGAAGCUGGCGACGGAUGCCAGCGCUCUUAUCAAGCACUACAAGGCCCUGCUAUUGGCUUGACCUGUCCAUGUCCAAUGAUCGGACACAGCGUGUCACAGCCCGCGAUGCUGCCGCGGAGAGAAGAGACCAGGAUCAAUAUGUAGAAUUAGUGUACAUCAAUGUGUCCGGAUUCUACUGGAUAGUCAUCAGAGGAGUGCUUCGUGCAAGGCCGAACGGUUCCUUACCAAGUCGU